Cervus elaphus (red deer) is the source of this 777-nucleotide messenger RNA. Its product is annotated as collagen alpha-1(I) chain-like. The coding region runs from base 1 to 762 and encodes 253 amino acids. Lineage: Eukaryota; Metazoa; Chordata; Mammalia; Artiodactyla; Cervidae. The record is from RefSeq and is a predicted model, not a curated record. The transcript is spliced from 3 exons.
AUGAAGAGAGACCAUUCACAACUUUCAUUCAGACCGAAGGCAGCCCGCUCCCCGCCGGGGCCGACACGCUCCGCCGCAGCUCGGGGCCGCAGGACCGACGCCGGAGCCCGAGGAACGCGAGGCGCCGCGGCCCGGCCCGGCCCGUCAGGAGGCAGCGCCGGUUCUCCGGGCCGGGCCCGCCGGCUUCCCGCGCGCGCUCCCCGCCGCCGCCGCCGCGGCCGGGAGCCCGCCCCGGGGCGGGGAAGCCGCGGGCGGGGGCGCGCGAGCCCGGCCCGGGAGAAGGGGAGGGGGACAUGGCGCGUUACCUGGGCCCGGGCGACGGCGAGGGGCUUCCGCUCUCCCGCCGCGGCUCGUCCCUCCGCCCGGCGGGCCCCGGCGCUCUCCUCGCCCCCCGCCCCGAGGCGUCCGGGCCAGUCCGCCCGCUCCUCCGCGCCGCGCCGCUGCCCGCGCGGGCCGGGCCGCCUCCGAGCUCCCGGGCCGCCCCGCGGCAGGGCCGGGGCAGGGGGGUGCCCCUCUCACUGGGCGCCCGGCUCCCCUCACCCGCUCCCGCCCCCUGGGCGGCCGCGGAGCCGAGGGGAGGGCGGGAAGGGGGCCUCCGGAGGACAGCGGACGGCUACGAACGCGGGCUCCGCCACUCGAGCCGCUCCGUUACCGCAGCGGCGGUGGCGGCGGCGACGACGACCAGGGCCGUGUUGUUGCUGCCAACUUGUCGGGAGGACACUGAGCAUGCGCGCGCGGAGACCACAUCCGGGAGGUAAGUAAGAAAUUUUGAAGACC